AGCAAAGAGUUGUAAGUUCAUUGAGAUAUUAAUUCAGUUGAUGAUCAGAUAGAGGAGAGUAAAGUUGAUCCAAAUUGCUGAACAAUUUACUAAUUUAAUCGAGUUAAUUGAAGAGUUUCUAUUGAUUUUUUGAUUUUGUAUCGGCAACAAUUAGUUUUUUUGUUUCAUGUGUCUACAAAGUGAUUGUGUUUUGCUUGGUAAUCAAAGUGAUUAGUUAAUUGUUAGAGAUCAUAGUUUCUGCUGUGUUUUAUUUUCUGUUCAAAGUAAAAUCAUCAUGAGAUUAACUGAUUAUCAAUAUAAUCAUUUACAUAAUCAUCAUCAAUUUAAUCAUCAUUUAUUGUCUUUCAUUGAUUAUAAUUUGAAUCCAAUGAAUGUGCCUAACAUUUUGAUUACAUAGAUAAGAUUGUAAACAACAAUUUAUAAAUUGUUGAUGAUACACAAAUUGAUUUUAAUAACCUUUAAAGUAUUUGCUUCAAGUGAUUUAACUUAAUAUUAGUCUUUAUAUCGGAUUAUAUUGGUUAGCUAAUUGUUUCAAGUGUAUUUUGUUUCGUGCCUAAAUUAACAAUUGAAACUCUUAAAGUUAAUGAUAUUAAUUGUUACAAGGAAAAAAUGAAAAGACAAUCAUUAAUGACCAAUGGUCGUCCAAUUGUUGGUAAUGGUGGUGAUUUAUUAUCUGGUUACCAUACAAUUCAACCUUCAACCUACAAUCACACCUUUACCUAUGGAUCAUCUUAUGCCCGUGCUCGUGAUGCGGCCGUUUUAGCGACCUCAUUACAUUGGAAUCGUGACAUUAAAUCAAUGGUCAACAGAUCACCUUCAUCAGGUAUAAAUAAAACCCUUUCACCGGACAAUCCAAUGAUACGAACCAUUGGUCAACACUAUUAUCCAGAGGGUGGUUGGGGUUGGAUCAUUUCCGUUUGCUCAUCCCUUUGCUAUUUUAUCACUGCUUCUCUAUUUCCGGCUCACAGUUUCCUCAUCCUCGAUAUAAUGAGAACCUUCAAACCAGAUGAAGGUAUUUUAGCUGCAGUUUUAAUCGGAGCUUUUUCAACUAUGGUCACUCUUAUAUUUUCACCGGUCAUCAUUGCCCUUUGCCGUCGUAAGAGUAUCAGGUUAACCGCUGUUGUCGGUGGCCUGGUUACCGCUCUUGGUUGUCUAUUCACUUCAUUUGCCACCCAAUUUCAUCAGCUGCUAAUCUCUUAUGGGAUUUUCAUUGGAAUCGGUGUGUCCAUGUUAAGAGAUACUUCUGUGAUAAUGAUUGGUCAGUAUUUUAAAAAGCGAAGAGAAUUCGUGGAAAUUUUCGUUAGCACGGGAAACGGCCUUGGAAUCGCAUUGAUGCCGAUCUUUCUUUCUUUUUGUAUAAGGUCACAAAGUUGGCGAACGGGCUUCCAAUCAUUGGCCUUAGUCGCUUUCAUCAAUUUUUUCAUCGGCGUUUUAUAUCGUCCAGCAUCACUUUACCAUCCCCAGCGUCGGGCAAUUUUACACCUUAAAAGUUUACAAAAGAAAACUCGACAUAACCAUCAUCGCGAAUCAGCGGCCACUAUUGCCGCUAUUAACGCGACCAACAAUAUAAUCAACAAUUUCAAUAACAAUAAGAUACAGAAAAAUGGUUCUCAUAACAACAAUGGUCAUCCACAAGUUACUAACGGUCCAUCUCAUGUUAACCAUGCUAAUGGUGGCCCAGGAUCGCAUACAAAUUCAGUUCAUGGUCAAAGUUCCCAUGGUAAAUCUGUUUACUUUGAUUUUACAAUUCUAAAGUCAAAAACAAUUAGAAUCUUAUUAUCUGGAACUUGUAUCUCAUCUUUCGGUCUUUGGGCUCCAAUUUUCUUACUGGCUUAUCAUGGUGAGAAAGCGGGAAUGGCCUAUUCGGCUCUUUUGGGUCUACAAACGUUUCUUGGCCUUGGAAUCGUUCUUGGUACCGUUGCUUUUGGACUGAUUGUGGUAAAAAAUAGCGUCGACUGUAUGAUCGCCCGUCAAUAUUUGUGUCAAGCUUCAUCUCUGAUGAUAAGUGCGUCUCUUUUAGCGUUUUCAGCGCUCGAUGAUUACUCAGGUUAUCUGCUUUUCGUUUGGAUUUAUGGUUUCUUUCUUGGUGGUUACAUGUACUCAUUGAAAAUGUACGUUUAUGAAAAGGUUCGAGCUCGAAACUUUAAUCGAGCCUGGAGUUUUGUCCAAUGUGUCCAAGCAGUGCCCAUUAUGGUCGGUGUACCAAUAACAGGUUUCAUCUCUGAGUAUUAUGGUAACAAAUCAGGAUUCUUUUUAUCAUCUUUUUGUACUGCUUUUGGUUCGUUAACUUUAUUCCUAAUCGAUGGGUCCAAACGUUCAUAUGAUGAUAGUAAACAUAAGAUAUCGAGUUUAUCACCUGAACGAACCUAUGGUUUUACUACAUCGGGAAUGGCCUUGGAUAAUUAUGAGACGAGUCCAGUUCCUUAUGGUAUACCUGAGGGCAGGGUUUUCAUUGACCCUCUUGUUUUCACGAGUCGACCUUUGAUUCCUGGUCCAAAUGGGACUGACAAUUUGGCUCAGGUCAAUUUCACUGCUCUGAAAGCUUUAUCAGCAGCGGCUGCAGCGGCCGCGGCAUCUUCAUCAUCGUCCAGUCAUCAUCAUCACCAUCAUCAUGUUUCUCAUCCAAGUUUAUUGGGUCAAGUUGGUUCCAAUCAUCCAACUAACGGUGAAUCUUGUGGUGAACUUUAUUCAUCAGUUAAUCAGCAUUCGUGUGGACCAAAUAAUAUUUUCAAUUCAUCGGGUUUAACCAAUAAUAGUGGACAAAAUUCAUCCUCACCAAGUACCAUUACAACAACGACAACAACAGCGGCAGCCGCGGCUGCAGCAAGUGCCGAGUUAACUUGUAUCUCUGAGGAAGUUUUCAUGGAAAAUUUAAUCGAUGAUUAUUGUCAAGCUGAUUGUAUUCACCCAAAUUCGGAAGAAAAAUAUUUAAUGUUAUCCGAAAUCAAUAAGUCUCAUAAUCACCAUCAUCUAAAUCAGAUGAAUGAAUCAACUCACAAUAAUUUAUCAUCUUUUGGUAAACACUCAACGGAAACUAAUGUGACACCGGGUAAAUCGAUUCUCAAUAGAUUCAAUUUGACACCUUUAUUAACCGGUGACAUGGAUCUAUUUGAGAACAGUUAUCCUUCCCGAGGUGGAAUGAAAUUUCAUCCAGUCCAAAGACGAGCCUCUCUUCCAAUAAUAAGUAAUACCGCUAGUUCGGCAUAUCUAAGUGAUCUUAACUGUCACCGUCAUAACGGUGAAGGUUCAACUACAACCGACGAAGGGUUAACAAACAAAUUGGCAGCAAUGGAAGGCGAUAUUGAAGGUUUUCUUGGCGAUCUUCUUAAUCGUAAAUUAUCAUCUUCGACCAUGGUCACUUCAGAAAACGGUAUAAACGAUUGUUGUUCAAUUGCCAAUAACAAUAAUGGCGGAUUACGAUGGCGAUCUGCCAGUGAAUCAACGGGAUAUAUUGGAGAUGAAGGUGGUUCAGAUGAUUCCAAUUCUGAUCAGGAUCGAUUAGUAAAUCGUUGUUCAGGUUGCCUUAGAUUCGUUCAACAUAAUCAUGGUCAUCAAGGGAUCGCCAUCAAUGAUGGUGGUGAUCAAAUUGAUUCUCCGUUGAUUGUGAAAAAUCAUCAACACCAAUCGAUUAGCCAAGAAAAUCAUCAAGUUCGACAAUCAUUUAAUCAACCAGAGACAAUUAAUUCAGUCUCACAAUCUUCAUCACAACCUCUUCCCUCACCAAUCACAGAAUCAACGCCAGAAUUAUUUACAGAGACGAAACUAUCAGAGACUAAAUCAACAAUAGAAAGUCCAACAAUUAAACAUAAUUUAAUCACCGAUGAGAAAGAAAUUAAUGAUUAUGAUAAUAUUAAUCAUUCUAAAAGAUUCAACGAGGAAUCGGUCAAAGACUGAAUGACCUUUGGUGACAUGAUGAAAGAGGAAAACAAAUUGUUAAUUCUUAAUCCGAUUAUGUAGUAAAAAUUGUUAAUUGUUUUCGAUUUUUUUUCUACUUUUCUAUUCUCAAUGUUUUUCCGUUAAUCGAUUCAUCGAUUGGAAAAAAAAGUUCUUAAUUAUCGCCAUUAAUUUACCAUCAUCAUCAUCAGUGUUUUCUAAUUAAUGUUUAAUCCGAUUGUUUAAUUGAAAUUGAUGUUAACAACAUCGACAAUCAACAAACAAGAAAAAGUGAUUAAGUAAAAAAAGAUUUAAUUAUCUUGGAAAUUGUCUUCGUAAUGUCCUAAA
This is a messenger RNA of Panonychus citri (citrus red mite), 4221 nucleotides long. RefSeq lists its product as uncharacterized. Bases 610 to 3894 code for a protein of 1094 amino acids. Gene Ontology annotation, biological process: transmembrane transport. Gene Ontology annotation, molecular function: monocarboxylic acid transmembrane transporter activity. NCBI's taxonomy places the organism in Eukaryota, Metazoa, Arthropoda, Arachnida, Trombidiformes, Tetranychidae. The record is from RefSeq and is a predicted model, not a curated record. The transcript has 6 exons.